Molecule: messenger RNA, 1960 nt
Organism: Siniperca chuatsi (mandarin fish)
Lineage: Eukaryota; Metazoa; Chordata; Actinopteri; Centrarchiformes; Sinipercidae
Gene: cfap77
Product: cilia and flagella associated protein 77
Exons: 8
Coding region: 1148-1888 (246 amino acids)
Source: RefSeq, a predicted model, not a curated record
CAGAGCUCAGCUGGAGCCUGACAUCUCAGAGUUUCUUUCACUGUAGUUGUUGUGUUCAUGACGGUAAAAGAGGUUGAACUUAACUCUAAUUACAACAUUACAACAUAACCGAAAUAAGAGAACAAAGAGUGUUCCGGGAAACCUCCCAGGGAAUUAUCAGGGAAACAGGUGUCUGCAAAAACACCUGGCUUUGUUACAUAUUUGUUUAUUCGACCUGUCACGUAGUGAUUCUCUGUUUCCCCACAGUCCCUGAAUGCAGCAGUGCUCUCUGCCGCCCCCUGCUGGCCGCCAGGUCACGCGCUCGUGAAUCUCCCGUGUUUCUGUUUCACUGUGAAAACUUUAUCAGAGGCCUAACAAUAACAUCAAUAACAUCAAUAAGAACAAUAAUAAUAAUGAGAACCUCAGCGAAGCGAAGCUCUAAACUCUGUUAAACUUUUAAUCUGAAACUUCCUGUUGAGCGUCAAAGUUUAGCGUCCCGUUUCCAUAGCAACGGCGCAGCUCGACAGCAGAGGACACAGAAAACACAGGUGAUCAUCUCUAACUGUUUUAUCUGCUUAUUAUCUGCGUAUUGGCGACUACAUCACGUGUUUAUGAGCAGUAACUGCUGCGACACAACGCAGGAGGUUUUUAACUGAAACACGUGAAGCAGUUUCACAACUAACUCCGAGUGGAACCGGUUCAGAGCUGCAGCUUUGAGGUUGUAUUUGUUUGGAAAAACUCCCCGUUUACUCAUUUAACCUGUAACUCCCAUCAGAUGGUUCGAAGCCAGCUGUUUUAUCUGUAUAAUGAGAACUGGUUCUAUUAUAGUUGAUCCUGUGAAGCACGUUGUGUUUGUCUGAUGGCUUUAUGUGACAGCUGACACUUUGCUCUGCUGCGACUGGAAACAAGCCGGACUCCGGACUCCGGACUCUGUCCCAGAGGUCCAGGUCCAGGUCCGGGUCCGGUUUCUGCUGCAUCACGUGUGACUUUAGCAGCUGUUCAUUUCACCUUCCUCAUCUCAUUCACGACGGCUUACGUCUCCAUGACAACUGAGCAUUUAAAGACCACGUGACACGGCUGGAAGCUCCAGAGAAAGCCAGAAGCCUUCAUCAUCAGCCUUCAUCAUCAGCCUUCAUCAUCAGCCUUCAUCAUCAGUCACAGAGGAAACAUGUCUUCACCGAGGGUGGGCGUGGUCAGAGACUCCAUGCUGACCAAUCCGCUGCUCAUCAAGGCGUCUCUGGGUCAGACCAGGUCCAGAGGUCUGUCAGGUCCUGGUCCAGAUUUCACUUUUGGAACCAGCAGCGGCUCGCUGGAAGACGGAGGCGUGGCCGAGGUCCUGUCCAGUUGGAGGGUCCAGUCCAGACGCGGAGACUCUGCUCCCCAUCGACCGGUCACUCCGGACUUCGUGUCUCUGAACCGGGACGCGGUGAAGUCCGGUCUGGUGACGUCCAAAGAGCUGAGUCAGUACCGGGCUCAGAGGGGCGGGGCCAGGAGCCAGAACCCCGCCCCCAAACGGCAGGAGGGUGGGGCUUCACGGCGCCCGGUGGUGCCUGACAUCACGUUUGGAGUCACAACCAGGGCGUCGUCCCCGCUGUCAGACCUCCUCGCUCAUCAGUACGCUCGCCGCUGGCUGGACGACCAGCUGAGCGGGAACCAAACCAGCAACCGCCACCAGCUGCAGAGGAUAAAACCAGGUUGUAUUCCAGACACCAGGACCAGCCUGCUGAGGAGGAGCAGAGCUCUGCCCGUCACACAGACGCCAUUCAAACUGCCCCAUUUCACUCAGGUUCCUCCUGCUCUGGACACCUUCAGGGACCAGGAGGCUCGUCUCCGGGCGCUCGGGGCUCAUCAGUCAGACUCUGUGUCCAGGAGAGGAGUUCAGGGUCUUGUACGGUCUGGACUGACCUGAGGGGCAAACAGACCGAACCGCUCUCACAAUAUGUCGACACUCAUGCAAAUAAAACUGAAAAAGCAUCAUUAA